This is a messenger RNA of Rhizoctonia solani, 432 nucleotides long. RefSeq names its product Zinc finger, CCHC-type. The coding region runs from base 1 to 432 and encodes 143 amino acids. The record is from RefSeq and is a predicted model, not a curated record. NCBI's taxonomy places the organism in Eukaryota, Fungi, Basidiomycota, Agaricomycetes, Cantharellales, Ceratobasidiaceae. The transcript has a single exon. Gene Ontology annotation, molecular function: nucleic acid binding; zinc ion binding.
AUGAUUGACCCUACCACUCGCCGUGCCAAGAAAGGUGCCAUUACUUCAAUUGUGCGCACAACUUUGGGUAAUAUGCCAAAUGUCAGGUGGAAUGGAGAAUCUAAAGACACAAUGAUUCCAUUCCCCUCCCUCAAAAAAGAUGAACGCCCCGCCGCUGCUGCACCUGUUAAAACCAUCAUUGCGCCCACUCCCGUUCUUGCUUCAAACUCUGAAGGUCCAGGCCCCAUGGAUCUUGAUGGAAGAGGAUUCUCAAACCUUACAUGCCAUGUAUGCGGUGGCAAAGGACAUUUUGCGCGCAACUGCCCUUCCAAGCCCAUGUCUGGACAUGUAGCUGAUGUCGAGUGGUCUUGGGAAAAGCCCAAAGAGGAAAGUCGAAUUGAAGUUGUUUCUGAUGAGGAGGAAUCGGGAAAAGGGAAAGCCAAGGCCGAUUAA